This is a messenger RNA of Zasmidium cellare ATCC 36951, 2343 nucleotides long. RefSeq lists its product as uncharacterized. Gene Ontology annotation, cellular component: equatorial microtubule organizing center; gamma-tubulin complex; spindle pole. Lineage: Eukaryota; Fungi; Ascomycota; Dothideomycetes; Mycosphaerellales; Mycosphaerellaceae. Gene Ontology annotation, molecular function: microtubule minus-end binding; gamma-tubulin binding. The transcript has 3 exons. Gene Ontology annotation, biological process: microtubule nucleation; spindle assembly; meiotic cell cycle. The coding region runs from base 1 to 2343 and encodes 780 amino acids. The record is from RefSeq and is a predicted model, not a curated record.
AUGAGCUGGACUCCAUCGUGCUUGAAUUGGAAGACCAUGGCGAGGGUUUACUUCCAGGAAAUGACACAAUCGAGGGCAAUGGGCUUUCAGCAGAAGCAACAAUUUCUACACGAGGACGAGACUCCCCGACUUUGCACUUGGGAGAGUCUGGAGAAGAGAAAUCUCUCAGAUACAGAGAGAGUCCCGUUGAUCUCGGAAGCCGGUCCAGCUGCGUUCGAUGCAGCAAUCAAUCUCCUGCCUCAGUUGCGAAACGAUGUGGGCGUACUGCCGCAAGACUACGCACUCCGUGCAUUAUGCAAUCUUGCGCUAGGGCGAUCCUCUACUAUCUUCCAGUGGAAUGCAAAGAUCUUACGCUUCGAGCAAACUCUCAAAGGCGCCUCAAUCACGGGAGUCAGCCGAGCUUGCUUGGACAGCCUCGCUGAAGAGAUAAUCGAUACUGGAAGCACGAUUGCCAAGCUUCGUACUGUCGCCGAGCGCCAGCGCUACGCAAAGAUUCCAUCUGCCACUCUGGCUUUGAACAGCUGCGUGAGAAGCAUUCUGAAUGCUAUAGACGAGUGCAUGUCUGAACAGCUCAGCAGUGUUCGAUCUGUGUUACAGUUACAGAAUUUGCUAGCUGCACCAAAACGCCUGCUCUCUGUUUUGGAGGCCUUGGUUGAGGCGACGAAACAGUGCGAGUCGGAUGAAAGUGUCAUCUCUGCGGUCUCAGACCACAUAUACGAUCAGGUGCAAACGCAAUACGAUCUCUGCGCAGUGCUCCGAGCACUUCUUGCUAGAGUGAGUGUGCCCUGGCUGGAGCGUCUAGCUACAGAUAUUGGUUUCUGCAGCACUGAAACAGCACUGGCAUCCGGAUACUCGAUCGACAGUGACAACAUGUCAGGCCUGGAACAAGCGAUCACAUUUGUUGAUGCAGAUUACAAGGACCUGAUCCGCGAAACGAAACGUGCAGUCAAGAUUCUACGGACCCAGGAUGAAUACCACUACUUGCUCAGAGGUGAUGAGCAAGCUUUCAAUGCCCUUGUCAAUCCUACUCUGGACCGGACGGAGUUAUUGAACAUAAGCAAGACAUAUGAACAGAUGAUGGCCAACCGCCUUCGAAGUGAUCCGGCAGCAAUCACCUCGAACACCCUCGACAAGCUUGGCCAACCAACUGGAAGGGCCAGGCCAGAAAAUAUCGAACUGGCGACAGAUUUGAGCACAACUCCCCUCGAACGCAUCAGGCCUCUUGUCCAGACACAGCAGCGCCUUGUCAAUGGCAUCCUCCUUCGACGCCUCUUUAGGGAGCACAAUCUCAGACAUCACCUGGAAGUUCAGAAAUCGUAUCAGCUUUUGGGGAAUGCAGAUUUCGUCCUUCGUCUCUCCACGGCUCUGUUCAGUCAAGAGACGCAAUCGGCAGAAAGAAGGCGCGGCGCAACGCUCACAGGAGAAGUCAUGGGCCUACGCCUAGGUGCUACUCACGAAGAGCGCUGGCCACCAGCCAGCUCAGAACUUCAACUUACUCUGAUGGGUAUCUUGAACGAGACAUAUGGGAAGAUUUCAGAAAAGAAAUCUGCAAACGGCGCCGCACUGCCAGGUGGCCUCAGCUUCUCCAUCCGACAACUUCCUGAGUCAGAGAUAGAUCGUGUGUUGGAUCCGAACUCUGUCUAUGCCCUGGACUUUCUUCGACUACAGUACACCACUACACCACCUUUAGACGCUGUCAUCACUUCAGAUACUCUAGACAAGUACGACGGCACAUUUCGCUUCCUCCUGCGACUUCUAAGAGUUGGCCACGUUACUUCGACCUUGAAAAAGGUACUGUCGUCGCAUUGGAAACCAGGACACCCUGACGUGGAAGCAUGCAAAUUCGUCCAGGAAGCUAAUCAGGUCGUAUGCGUUCUGAUGUCCCAUGCGAUGGAAUUGGGCAUUAUCCAGCCUUGGCGAUCUUUCCAGAGAUCUAUCGAUGGCUUGGUUCAGGUGCUCGCACGGGAAGAUGAGGCGGGAGAGAUCGGGACUAAAGUGACCUUGGGCGUGGAAGGGCUGCGAUGCCUGCACGAGCAGUGCUUGGAGAGCAUCAGGGGCAGACUCUUUUUGAAGAGACGGCAGGCCAAGUUGCGUCAAGCUAUCGAGGAUGCGUUGAACGCUAUCCUGAAGGCGACCUUUGCGCUGCAGCGUGACGACAAACAAGUACGGGCCAUCUUCAAAGAUAAUAAGAGCUCGUUCACGCAGUCGACAAAGGAGAUUGUCAAGCUGCUGCAAGAGAUUGUGGACAAGCCGCUCAAGACCAUAAGUGCGGCGGAGGCCGAAGAUAUGGAGGUGAGCAGGAUCCUGCUGUCACGGCUGAAUUGGAACGAGUACUAUACCUGA